Fraxinus pennsylvanica is the source of this 2307-nucleotide messenger RNA. The record is from the annotation of a GenBank genome assembly. Lineage: Eukaryota; Viridiplantae; Streptophyta; Magnoliopsida; Lamiales; Oleaceae.
AUGGAUCCAUUUUUUCGUGAAUUUUCAAGUUCUUCAAAUGGAAUUCAAUUGAAAAAUCAAUCCACCGUCGAGUUGUCCGACCAAAAAGUUGCCAAUGGACCUAGAUUUGAGUUUACUUAUCCAGAUCAGAAGCUAGUCAAUGAACAAAGGUUUCAGAAUACCUUACCAGCACAAAAAUUUGAAGGCUUCCAAAUGAUUGGAAAUGAGCCUUUUACGAGCAGUGUAGUCUCGUGUUCUAGUUUGGGCAUUGAGGACGAUUAUGAAGAAGACUGUGAUUUUUCGGACGCUGUUUUAAGAUGCAUAGAUCAGAUGCUUAUGGAAGAAGAUAUGGAGGAAAAGACUCAUAUGCUUCAAGAGUCUUUAGAUCUUCAAGCAAAAGAAAAGUCAUUCUAUGACAUUCUUGGCAAGAAAUACCCCCCUUCACCGGUACAAAACCCGACUUUAAUUAGUCAAUGUGGUGAGAACCCAGACGAUUACUUUCCAGGAAAUCGCCAUCAUAAUUGUUUAAGUUGCAAUGGUUAUGGAAGUGGUUACCUAAUUGAUGUAAUUGGUCCGAAGUGGAUAAACAAUUGUAUUGAUUGUAAUGCAUGUCAUGCUCAGCUAUAUACAGCAUAUAGUGGUUCCAAUUCAUCAAUUAGAUGGUCGAAUAGCUUAAACAAUAUUGUAGACAGGUUUUCAGACUCUCCUGUAAGUCCUCUUCAGGUAUCUGAUAUGUAUAAUGAGAGUCGAUGUGUGUGGGAUUUCAAGAAGGGGGCUGAAGAUGCAAGCAAAUUCCUUCCAAGUGGGAAUAGGGUGUUGAUUAAUACAGACAUUAAUGGUUUGUUAACUCGGGAGCCGAAUGGAGAAUAUGAUGGAGGAGUAGUUACAGUGGAGAAGAAAGAUGGGGACCCACAAUCAGCAUCUGAGUCGAGGGGCAGGAAGAAUCCACAUAGUGGAGAAACGGAUUUAGAAGAAGAAAAAAGUAACAAGCAGGCAGCAAUCUAUUCAGAAUCUACUAUUCGAUCAGAUGAAUUCGAUAUUGUCUUGCUUCAUAGCAUGGGGGAUGGUGAGGUUAGAUUGACAGCUUACAGGACGGAGUUGCGAAAUGCUAUGAGUAAGUGUGUGCAGCAGAAUGGACAAAUGAAAAGAUCAAGUGGAGUGAAGGGCCGCGGCAAAAAACAGAAUAGUAAAAAGGAAGUCGUGGAUUUGAGAACCCUUUUAAUUAAUUGUGCGCAGGCUGUUGCUGCUGAUGAUCGUCAGAGUGCUAAUGAACUGCUGAAACAGAUCAGGCAGCACUCGUCACCUUUCGGGGAUGGAAAUCAGAGAUUGGCUCACUGCUUUGCUGGUGGCCUUGAAGCGCGCUUAGCUGGCACUGGUAGCCAGAUCUAUAGGGCCCUUGUCAACAAAAGAACAACUGCGGCUGAUUAUUUGAAAGCUUACCAUUUAUAUAUUGCGUCGUCUCCAUUCAAGAGGAUUUCAAAUUUUACCUCGAACAAGACAAUUAUGAUCAAAGCACAAAAUGCAAUGAAAGUUCACGUUAUAGAUUUUGGCAUCCUCUAUGGUUUUCAGUGGCCCACAUUCAUGCAACGGAUGGCUAGAAGAGGUGGACCUCCAAGAGUUCGGAUUACUGGCAUCGAGUUUCCCCAACCUGGGUUCCGUCCAGCAGAAAGAAUAGAGGAGACUGGUCGUCGAUUGGCAGAUUAUGCAAAGACUUUCAACGUACCAUUUGAGUACAAUGCCAUUGCACAGAAGUGGGAAACCAUCAAAAUUGAGGAACUUAAGAUAGAGAAAGAUGAGUUUCUUGUUGUGAAUUGUUUGUAUCGGACGAAGAACUUAUUUGAUGAGACUGUAAUGGCAGAGAGUUCAAGAACUGCUGUUCUGAACUUGAUUAGGAAGAUUAAUCCGGACAUCUUCAUUCACGGGAUUGUAAAUGGGGGCUACGGUGCCCCAUUCUUCGUCACUAGGUUCCGGGAGGCUUUGUUUCACUUCUCAGCGCUAUUCGAUAUGCUUGAAACUAAUGUACCUCGUGAGAAAACUGAAAGAAUGUUAAUUGAGAGAGAAAUCUUUGGCUGGGAAGCAUUGAAUGUCAUAGCUUGUGAGGGUUGGGAGAGAGUCGAAAGGCCAGAGACUUACAAGCAAUGGCAAGUCCGUGACUUGAACGCAGGCUUCUUGCAAGUCCCUUUUGAAAGGGAGGUCAUGAAUAAGGCAAUAAAUAAGGUAAGAUCAAGCUAUCACAAAGACUAUGUUAUUGAUGAAGACAGUCAGUGGAUGUUGCUGGGAUGGAAAGGGCGGAUAAUCUAUGCUCUAUCUUGUUGGAAACCUGUUUGA